Molecule: messenger RNA, 3621 nt
Organism: Amphibalanus amphitrite
Lineage: Eukaryota; Metazoa; Arthropoda; Thecostraca; Balanomorpha; Balanidae
Product: fatty acid hydroxylase domain-containing protein 2-like
Exons: 7
Coding region: 1787-2788 (333 amino acids)
Biological process (GO): sterol biosynthetic process
Molecular function (GO): C-4 methylsterol oxidase activity; iron ion binding
Source: RefSeq, a predicted model, not a curated record
CAGAGGUCGGUGCUCAGUGGGACUCUGUGUGGAAUCACGGUAUUGUGCCGCGCUGUUAGUGGGGGUAAGCCGUCACAUUGUUGGUGUCUCGGUCUCGGUAAAGUGUCCCGGCAUGGCGUUGCAUUGUGGGCCUUGGAACGGUGCGCGUCUCAAAUGGUGUUGACUGGGGGCUGUGUGCUGUGCGGCUGUCUUCCGGGACCAGUGGUGUCUUCCGUUCUCGAUACCGAGCCAUUCACACGGCCUCGUGUGGCGUGGGUCACAUGUGUCUCAAAUUAGUCGGACAGUAGUACUUCAGGUGCACUUUUGCAUGUAGAUGUAGUAGUUUUCAACAGCUUAUUCAAAUACUGGUGCGAGUACUUACCCUUUAUUUUGGUACUAUGCUUGCUUCGUGACGUUGCACUCCUUUAUGGAUCUCAGGGUAUUGCGGUUAUGCUAUAAAUCACGUUAUAAAUUGUAUAUUAUAAAUCAUAAUAUAGAUUUCCAGCCAUACAUGAGUCAUCCUCUUGAUUGCUUUUAGAAGAGUUUUGAUGGGUAGGUGUAAAGCAGGGGUACUUCAGAGUUCACGUUACUUGCCGCCUACCGCCUUAGGCUUGCUACAAAACUUAAUUUACAUUAUAGCCUGUCCUUGAAAACAUGACUUGCUUACGCCAGCAGAUUGUUAGUUGUCCCAGAACAUCGUCUGACUUGUGUUUUGCCAUUUUCUCAUGUACCCGGCCCGUGUAUCUAAUAUGUCUAUAUAAUACCAAUAGGAGUCGCCAAAAGAUAGUACCUGAGUCGUUUGAAUCAGGUUAAAUGUAUUGGAUUCGCUGAUCGUUAUCACAAGGGUAAUAUCUCGUGAUUUAUGUUUGACCUUGUCAGGAAAAUGUUUGGGAGAUUUACGAUGUUUUUAGCUUUCGUUCGCGUUACUUUGAGAAAAGGAGGGUGGUAUGAGGGUUUUUAUAUUCUCUCCACUGUCAUUGAAGCGAUUCUAGCAAAGCCAGAUUGAGAUUCUGUGUGUAUGUACGUUUAGCUGAUGCAUCUAUUCAGGACUACCUGGCUAGCCAAUAUUCCGUUAAGCUGUUGAAUCUUUUGAAUGAGGUGUUUUAAGCAUUACUGUAAGCUGUUUCUUGUGCACAGUUUCUAAUCGUUCAGCCAUAGACCUCUGUACACCGGUCAGAGGUCUAUCAUCUAUGGUUCAGCGUAUAUGCCUGUCAACUUUGGGUCACACAUAUAAGUAUUAACUUAUUCGCCGACGACAACGAAAGAAAACGUAAGCGUAUGUAGAUAGCCGAUGAGGAUGUUGAUUGUGGUUGAUGCCAAUCUCUUUUCCUAAACUUAUUUGCGAUUAGGCUUCCUCUUAUCGGCUUAUGUUCUGGUCUGUGGAGCGGUGGAACAUUGCUGUGAAAGUAUCGCUUGGCGGUCGAGUGUAGACACAGAUAUGUCUAUUUUUCUGAUGGGUGGUGUGCUGUUAGAGAUCGCUUUGCGCGCAGAUCUUGCUUGAGGUUAAAAUAAAAUAUGAACUGUCAGUAGGUAUUUGUCUGGAGUGUGUCCCAGCUGAUGUAAUCCAAAGAAGAAUAUACUACACAAUUUUGGUACUGAAGCCAUUCCUCAUGACAUUUGACGCCACUACGGCAUCAUGAAGAACGUAGGACAACUGUCGUUACAUUUUCUGCGAGGCGAUCUUUUUUUCAAAUUCGUCCGUACCUCCUCGUCAUGGAUGGCAAAAUGUCAGUCACCCACAUCUCUGUACGUGCACAGCCCUCUGACGUUUCGGCGCAUCUAAUUUCCAACGCGCACCGGCCGCACCAUGCAGACCGUGCGGACUCCGGAGACCGCCCCUGAGGGGCCGGUCAGGUCGCUGAUCGGAUCGAUCCAAAGCUCUGUGGUGGUGGUCGGCUCGGCACUGGUCGUGCUCGCCGCCUGCGGCAACUCCAUCACAUGGCACCUGCAGCAGUUCUGGGGCACGUCGGGUAACCUGUGGCAGUCCAUCUGGGACCGGGUGUACGACUACUUCGAGGGCGACCAGUUCAACAUCAUACUCUAUGGCACGCCGGCGCUGGGUCUGGCCGUGUUCUGGUCGGCCGGCAUCGUCUACAUCCUGAUGGACGUCACUCUGCGGCCGGAGACGCUGCGGCGCUACAAGAUUCAGCCGGGCACCAACGAGCCAGUCGACACCUACCGCCUCCUGCAGGCGAUCUUUUGGGUGCUGUUUAAUCAGACCGUGGUGGGACUGCCCUGUAUGCUGGUGUUCUACAAGCUGCUGGAGCUGCGCGGGUUCGACACGGGCCGCGAGCUGCCUACCUUCCACUGGGUGCUGCUCGAGAUCGCCGUCUGCCUGCUGGUCGAGGAGGUGGCCUUCUACUACAGCCACAGACUGCUCCACUCGCCGCGGCUGUACAAGAAGAUCCACAAGUGGCACCACGAGUGGACGUCGCCCAUCUCGAUCACGGCUCUGUACGCGCACCCGCUGGAGCACGUGCUGUCCAACUACCUGCCGCCGUUCCUGGGCGUGCUGCUGCUGGGCAGCCACGUGGCCACUGCCUGGCUGUGGUUCAGCAUGGCGCUGCUCUCGACCAUCAACGCCCACUCGGGCUACCACCUGCCCUUCUUCCCAAGCCCGGAGGCGCACGACUUCCACCACCUCAAGUUUAACCAGUGUUACGGCGUGCUGGGGGUGCUGGACCGACUGCACGGCACGGACGACAAGUUCCGGCGGCGGCCCGAGUACCAGCGCCACGUGAUGCAGCUCAGCCUGGUGCCAUUGCGUCAGAUGUACCCCGACCAGCAGAAGGGCGCCAAGGCGGAGUGACCGGCUGGGGCGCCCCCACCUCACUGACCCUCUCCCUCCCCUCCCGUCUCCCUCCGCUGGGUCAGUGCUCUCCGCUUUACGUAGGCUGCAGAGUCCCCGACCCGAGUCUCUGGUUACCAAUGAACUAAGCGGGAUGCAGGUUACUUUGUUCAAGUUGCAUGUUAUAUUUAGAGUAUUUGUUUAACACAGAUCUAGGAUUUGAUCUGCCUUCCAAAGUUAUCCGCUAAGCCCAUGCCACAAGGUAGGUUCAUUUCGUAAUGCCUCCUCAUAUCACGAUCGUUAUAUAAGGCUGUGUUCAGCCCAGCCUUGGCCCAGUGAUUCGCAGUUCGCUGAACACGAUUAAUAAAUAGUCACAAAAUUUGUGCACUGGAUUUCUCAACUCCGUGGCCAGAGGUUAAGCAGAUGUUAGCCUUUCCAGCGUUGGCCUUCUACAUCUUCAGUCCCUGCAAAUUGUUGGGCUAGACUUAUGACGUCAUUUGUCAAAAGAAUUGGCACUUGCUCAUCAGAACCAGUCCGGCCCUGCGAACCAGAUUCAGUUCAGGUAAAUCCCUCUCGCAAUAACUGCGUAUGCAAGGAAUAGUAUCAACCCUAUCCCCUCCCCAAGGCUUAGUGAAUUCCCAGCAAAUUUGCUGCUUUGUAUUUCAUGUCUAAUAUGUUUAAACGAAAUGUGAUGAGAUUAUGUGUGACGUGUACGACAAUCUGUACCGAUUAAAUUGCACUGCAUACAUGUUGCAUGACGGCAUCCAGUAGUGCACGUUGGUUUUGCGUUUCUCGAAUCGUGUAUAACAGUAGCUCGUGAAGAUAAUGAUAACAAUAAACGCACCCAACGAAUA